Messenger RNA from Alternaria alternata, 572 nucleotides. RefSeq lists its product as hypothetical. The transcript has 2 exons. The record is from RefSeq and is a predicted model, not a curated record. Lineage: Eukaryota; Fungi; Ascomycota; Dothideomycetes; Pleosporales; Pleosporaceae. Bases 179 to 478 code for a protein of 99 amino acids.
GUGGUAGAGCGCGUCACUAGUAAUGACGAGGUCGUCAGUUCAAUUCUGGCGGAAGGCAAUUGAAACGAUUUUUUUGGGAUGGUCAUUUCCGGGUAAUGGCCGAUAGGAGCGCCUUUCUUUUUGUUUUUGCCAUCACAGGGAACCCUUCCUCUAUCGAGCUUCAAGACCUCUCAGAAAGAUGUUCUUCUAUUUCAGACUUGCGCCCAAAUCUUUCGCGUUGUUCUGCAGCCAUCGAGAUCCAAAUUUCAAGGGAGGACUAGGACAAGUCUCUACGCUUCACCAAUAUCAAGUUUGUGCAGAACAGCUUUUGUUCACAUGCCUCAACUUGACCGCCGAUAGUCCCUCGUAUGGCAACUCGAGAGAUUGGUUUAGUUGGAACUAUAUCAAAUUCUCCAACGGGUAUGCCUCAUCAAGUCCAUUGCACAACCUGAAAGGUGCGCAUACAAAAUUUGAUUUAUGUCGCACGUGCAGUUCGUGAAAAGACAUAUCUUGCCAACUUUGAAAGUAGGGGGUCGGUUUCAUAUACAACUUGUAUAAUCACAACCCAUCUCUCCGUCAUUGUUUGCUCAACU